GUCGAGGCUUUGCGGAAGCAGGACCGUGAAACCAACGCAGAGCUGGCGAAGCUGCAGCAUCAGGUGAAAGAUCAGGAGCAGCGGAACAAAAUGGUCGAGGCUCAGCUCAAUGCCGAAAGGGUCAAGAACGCCAAUCUCGCCCCUCGGGAGGAGUUCGAGGCGGCAAAGGAAGAGAUCCGAGCGGCCAAAGCGAAAUGUCUCGAAUGGGAGGAAAGGUAUGCCGCAAAGGAGAAGGACUACCAGAACAUCGUGGAAGCUUACAAGAACGUCAGCGGCCACGACACUGGCGGAGUAGAGGCGAGACCCCUCACGCCACGGCCCUUCUGGUCGCACUGCCGAGGCGUUCUGGACCCAGAUGCCCUGCGGACCAUGCAGCAGAGCGAGCUGCUGCAGGACCUGGUCGUGCGGGUCUUGUCCACAGCCAGGCAGCUCCUAGCUGCAUACGGUCUGCACAGUGCGGCCCAGAAGUCACUGGUCUUCGCGAAGUUUGCCAAGCAUCCGACCACCGUGCCUUUGGUCUCCGAGUCUGCCUUGGCUGUGGGUGACAGGCAGAAGACUCCGCAGCAGGGCAACCCAGACGAGGGCGGCAAGGACGAGCAAGGCCUCCGCCGACGGAAUUCCUUCACCCAGGAUCCGAGAGUAAACAGCGCCAUGGCGACCGUUUCUUUGCAGCUGCAGAACCAGUUUUCCGGUCCCACGGUUCCACGCCGACUGCAUGAGUCGUUACCUGCUGCUCUCGACCAGCGGCUCAGCCCCGAGGAGUACCAGGCACUGAAGGAGCGCGUGGACCAGGAGCUGUUACCCAUUGCGGAAGCUGCCCGAGGCAUGCUGCCUUUGGGAUACCUGCUUUGUGGAGUGCAGCUGUUGAACGUGCUGAUUCUUGGUGUACUGGUGUGCCUUGAUGUGUUCCUGCUGGACGAGGUAAGCCUCUACGUGGCGGAAGGCAUCUUGGCCGUGGUGGUCACAAGCAUCGUCGUGCUGGGCAUCCUGUGGCUCUACAGCCGUCUGAGUAGAGUCGUCUACGAGGACGGGGGGGCAGCAAAGGGCAGCAACGCGCAGAGCUUUCCAUGGAUUCCCUCGCAUCUUCGCAGGCGGAGACGGCCCUUCGCGCUGCCUUGGCAGAGGAGAGUCCCUUUAAAAGACCUUGAGUUUCAGACUCAGAUAGGCCAUGUCGUCGCUCUCUGCCCGAAAGGAGUGCGCCAAGAUGCCGCUGACGCUGCAGUGCCUCCACCGAAACUCGGGAGAUCUCGAGAGUCUGAGUCUGUCGUGCAUCCUCACUCCUCGCCCUAA
This is a messenger RNA of Symbiodinium sp. CCMP2456, 1290 nucleotides long. The record is from the annotation of a GenBank genome assembly. NCBI's taxonomy places the organism in Eukaryota, Dinophyceae, Suessiales, Symbiodiniaceae.